Molecule: messenger RNA, 1361 nt
Organism: Salvelinus sp. IW2-2015
Lineage: Eukaryota; Metazoa; Chordata; Actinopteri; Salmoniformes; Salmonidae
Source: RefSeq, a predicted model, not a curated record
AGCAGGACCAAGCGACAGGUUCAGGGGACCAGAGAGAGGAGCCUACAGUGUCAGGAUCUAGCUGCAAACUCAUCUUCCCGGGCUCUGCUAUGAGUGUGUUUAUCGAGGGAUUCAAGAAGACCUGUGAAGGCCCCAAUCCAAACUAUAAGCUAAGAGAAAAUUGUGCCUCAAAAGGUCAAGAGGGUGACACAAUUUCUUAACUACAUGGCGAAGAAUGAGAACUACCAGUCCUCUCUCAUUUUCCUGACAAACCAUGACAAAAUAAGGAAAUGGGUUCAAUUCCUCCAGAAGAACAAGGCAAUCACCACAGUCAACCACUACACCUUGACUAUUGGUGCAUUUCUAAAAUUUUCUGAGGAGACCCCUCCACCUGGCUGCCGGCUGACCGUGAACCAGUGGAGGGGGAUCAACCGGUUGAUGAAGGGCAUUAGCAGGUCCAUGAGAYGGCCAGUUUCCCUUCACCAGGUGAAGGUGAAGGACAACAAGGAAGGCAAGGUGGUGUCCAAGAAGAGCCUGCUGGAGUGCCAGUCUCUAGCCAAGACAAAAAUCCCUGAAGUGCUGAAAACAUUGGAAGAAACAAGAACACAGAGGAAUCAGUACCGGUUCUAUGGGUACCUGUGUGCCUAUUUUACCUCCAUAUAUGGCCACAGACCAGGCCUGUAUAAGAACAUGUUGGUGAAGGAGGUGGAGGAGGCUAAAUGUGACCACUCUGGGGUGUAUCUGAUCAAUGUGGGGGAACACAAAACGAACAGAGAGUAUGGCAUGGUCCAGAUGUCGCUGACAAAGGAGGAGUACAGUUGGUUUACGGACUUCCUGAAGUUCAAACACUGUCUCUCAGGGGGAAAGAAGGCCCGGCACUUCUUUUUCAAUUCAACGAACACGCAGAUGAAGAACCUGCCUGCCUACCUGAGGGAGGUGUGGAAGGAGAUGGGUCUGCCCGAAUGUCCAUCCUUCACUGACCUGCGGACCUCCAUUGUCACUCACGUUAAAAACAUGCUCCCGAAAAUUGACAGGGAAAGGGUGGCCAACUUUAUGUGCCACAACAUCCAGACGGCAGACAAAUAUUAUGCCAUGAAUUUAAAUCCGUCCCAAGCAAAUGAAACCAGGGAACUCUUUGAGGCUGCAUUGAAGGGGGUAGAUAACACAGUCGCCGCAGAGAACCAGCCCUCCACCUCAGGAAAUAUAACGCAGAAGGUGAGAGAGGACGCCCCCCUCUCCGAGGGGAGCACCUCCUCUGAAGAGACAAAAGGUGGUGUACCAGGAGUCUGGCACGUCCACCAGCAACUCGGAGGAGGAGGAUGAAAAGGAUGAAGAUGAGGAACAGAUGGCCAGACAACCUCCAGUAAGAUCAGCUAUUCUGA